Molecule: messenger RNA, 1218 nt
Organism: Hyaloperonospora brassicae
Lineage: Eukaryota; Oomycota; Peronosporomycetes; Peronosporales; Peronosporaceae
Source: the annotation of a GenBank genome assembly
AUGGCCUCUGCUGCUCCUCUCCUCCAUCUCGAGUCGCUAUUGAAGGACCAGACGACAUGCCCUCAACCGACCGACUGCAGCUGCACGGCCAAGAAACGGCACCAUCCGAGCGACAAUCACGAGGAGCUCCUAACUGCACUCGUUGGGACACGACGACCGCGCGAUCGGCCCCGGGAUUCGAAACACGUGCAGCUGAGUGCCACGCACGAGAUUCGGAUGCUCAAGAGCCAAGUGGUGUCUAUGGGGCAAGAGGUCCUCGCGCUGCGGCAAAAGUGGACGACGCACGUCCCGGACGACCAGGCGCUGGCGAUGGCGUACCGGUCGCUGUGUGCAAAGCGAGCGGCCAACGUCGCUGAGCAAACGCACAGGGAACUGCAGCGGCUCCUUCGGCAGCAACAACUCGCGUUCGCGUCGCUUCAGACGGCGUUCCUUCAUGCGCCACUGCACUCGAGUGGCGACGACGUCUUUGAGGCGCUGCACUUUAACACUCAAUUGGGGCGCGACGCGGACGAGCGCGAACGCGUCCUCCGCGCGCACAACGAGCGGUCGCUCGCGACGGUGCAGUCGAUCGUCGACAAGUUCUCUGAUGCAGUGCUAUCGAAGGCGCUCUCGAGCCGCCAAAAGAGCGUCGGGGACACGUCGGUGCUGCCGCUGUCGCAAAUCGACGUGAUCGGGUGCAAGGACUGCACACUGCUCACGAGCACAUUUAUCUCAGAGAUCCCGCACACGUCGCUGGAAGAGGCGUACGCCGCGGUCUUGGCGUACUUUGAUGCCAUUCCGCACUCGAUGAAGACGCACUUUGGCGUCCAGGCCACCCGAGCGCGCCUGAACAGCACGGACUCGUCUGUGCUCUAUCGACGCUCUUCGUUCCGCGGACUCGGCUUGAACGCCACGAUGAACAACAUCGUGUGCUCAGAGCUGACGGCGUCGCAUGGUAUGGUCCACGUGGAUACGGUCACUGACGAUCCAUUGUACCCUGUACCUGCAUCGGCGUCGUCGCAGUAUGGACUUUGCGGACUGACGGUCACGCCGCAGAAGGAGCCACUGACAGGCGAAACGCGGUCGGUGACUCUCCGGUGGAUUGCAAUCUACCGCUACAACAUGCUGCCGCACGAGCUGGCGGUCCAAGAGGGUCUCAAGGUGAUGCGACCGAUACUGAACGGCGACUUGAUCACGGCCUCAGUAUGCGCCUACAUUCGACAGCAGAGACUCAAGUAG